AUGGAUGAGCUCAAGGAGCUGAAGAAGCAAGAAAAGCAGUUGCAUGGAUCCAUCAAGGCUUUGGCGCGUUUCGUCGAAAGAUUCCAGAGGGAUAGGCAGGAAAACCAAAUCGAUGUUCGGCUGGAGACUCUGGAGAACGCUAUGCGUAAAUUCUACACCGUUCGCCGAAAAAUAGAACUGGUCAUCGAGGAGGAGGAUGAAAAACCCGAAGUGAAAGGUUCCGUCGAGGACCGAGCGCUGCGAAUGGAGGCGCUAGCAGUGAAACGUGAAGACGAGUUCGAUGAAGCUAUACGUGUUGUUGAGGAGCAAUAUUACGAAAUAAAGUCAGCUUUGAUUGCAUUGCGUCCGAAGAAAGUCGAUCCUAUUAGGCAGCCAAAUGCAGUUGAUAAUGCAAUUACUGAUCAGCCAGUUUCCCGAGUAAAACUCCCAGACAUCAAGCUUCCGUCAUUCAAUGGGAAAAUCAAGGAUUGGACAAGCUUUCGCGAUACUUUUCGCAGCGAAGCAUUCCAGGAGAUAAACUCGGUUGACCUGUCGGCCGAUAACUAUGAGGUGGCCUGGAAGGUGCUGGAGAAAAGGUACGAGAACAAGAAACUGAUCGUCAAGGCCCAUCUGGAUGCGCUUUUUGCUAUUGAACCGAUGAGGAAAGAAAACUGCGAGUCACUAAAUCAUCUGAUCAGUGAAUUUGACAAGAAUCUGCUUAUGUUACAGAAAAUUGGAGAGCAAACAGAUAAUUGGUCGACUAUUCUCGCACAUAUGAUGUACACUCGUUUGGAUUCGAUGACUCUUCGACAGUGGGAGUCACACCAUAACUCCAAGGACGUUCCCAAGUAUGAGAGUUUGAUGGAGUUCCUGAGGGACCAAUGCUCGGUUCUUCAGUCUAUUGCUCCUAAUAAAUCCAACGACGGUGAAGGAAGACGACCAAGGUUAUCCCUCACGCAUACUUCGUUGCAAUAUCAACGCCGGUGCUUAUUUUGUGGUGAAUCGUUCCAUUUACCUUUCAAGUGCAACAAACUACAAGGAAUGUCCAUAGCUCAACGUGUUGAAGAGGUCAACAAAAAGCGUCUGUGUAGAAACUGCUUGACGGUGGGUCAUUUCGCUGAAGGCUGUACUAGAGGCUGUUGCAACCGCUGUGGUAAACGACAUCAUACUAUGCUUCAUUUCGAGAGUUCAGCAUAUGUUGUUCGCCAGUCUAAGCCCUCCCAUCCACAAGCUAAUCCUCCCUCCGUCCCACAGCCGCCUGUUCGGACACAAGCAACAAACCAACAACAACAAAACCACAGCCGCUCGAAAUCGCAAAACCAGACACAAACAUCACUCACUCAGCCAGACGCACAAGCACAACCAACAACUUCAUACCCCGUGAUCCAAUCUCGCUCACAACACACUCACCCACAACCCCCCACACAACAAAACACAGUCGCCCUUAAAGCAGUGGAACUCCCACGCUCCAAUUUUGAACCAACAGUUCGUCAAGUGCUGAUGUCAACAGCAAUCGUUCGAGUCAUAGAUCAGCGGGGAAAUACUGCGUUCGCCAGAACACUGCUGGAUUCAUGUUCGGAGUUUUGUUACAUGACCAGCAGCUUUACCAAGAAGUUAAAGUGCCGCGAAACUCCUGAUUUUCUGAAGGUACAAGGAAUUGGUAACAGCAGCAUAAUGUCGACCAAGUUUGUGGAGGCUAACGUUCAACCAAGAAGCCCGUCUGUAUCGUCGUAUGAAGCAAAAAUGCAGUUCCACGUGUUGCCGAGAAUCUCACCAACACUUCCGCUCAAGCCAGUUCAGGCCGAUCUGCUGAAGUUUCCUGCGCAGCUGUUGUUGGCGGAUCCAAGAUUCUGGGAGCCCGGUCCGAUCGAUAUGAUAAUUGGAGCGGAAUUCUACUUCGACCUACUGUUGCAAGGAAAGCAGAAAGUGUCUGAAGAUGGUCCAACGUUACAAGAGAAAGUAUUCGGUUGGGUAGUGUCUGGGAAGGUUCCAAAUCGGUCAAAUAGUAUACCCACAACGACAAGCUACGUCAGCUCAACUAUUGACCUACAGGAGAUGAUCGCAAAGUUUUGGGAACUGGAGACAUGCCAUGUGAAUAGAACUCACUCUGUUGAGGAGACAGCUUGCGAAGAUCUGUUCAACAAAACGACGUUUCGCGAUCAAAAUGGCAAGUUCGUGGUGACUCUCCCCAGGAAAGAACAUGUAAUCGAACGGUUGGGAGAUUCCCGCAAUAUCGCUAUGAAACGGUUCAUCGGACUGGAGAAGCGUUUCAGUAUCAACUCGGCUCUGAAGGCGAUGUACAAAGAAUUCAUCCACGAGUACAUCCUGAUGGGCCACAUGAAAGAGGUAAAUGCGGAGCAAAGGUGCACCGAUCCUGUGUAUUAUAUGCCGCACCAUGCAGUAUUGCGACCCGACAGUACAACUACCAAGCUGCGAGUUGUUUUUGACGCAUCGUGCCGCACUUCGACUGGAGUCUCACUUAAUGAUGCACUGAUGGUGGGACCAGUUGUCCAGGACGAUCUGAUGAGCACUAUUCUACGAUUCCGUCGUCAUCGCAUCGCAGUCAUUGCUGACGUUGCUAAAAUGUAUAGGAUGGUUCAGGUCCAAGAGGUAGACAAGCAUCUGCAACGCAUCCUUUGGAGAGACACGCCGGAAGAACCGAUCAAAACUUUCGAACUGCAAACCGUCACCUACGGCACCGCCAGUGCACCAUAUCUAGCUACGAGAUGUUUAAAGAAGCUUGGAGAAGACAGUGUAUUGACACAUCCGAUCGCAGCUCGAGUUGUACAGGAGGAUUUUUAUGUCGACGAUAUGUUGUCGGGAGCCGACAGCACUUCCGAAGCAAAAAUGUUGGUGACUGAGGUCAUGCAGCUAACCGACUCGGCUGGAUUCAUUUUAAGGAAGUGGAACUACAGCGCUUCUGUCAAACCUUCCAAGGCAUCUAUGCGAUGA
Molecule: messenger RNA, 2931 nt
Organism: Topomyia yanbarensis
Lineage: Eukaryota; Metazoa; Arthropoda; Insecta; Diptera; Culicidae
Exons: 2
Coding region: 1-2931 (976 amino acids)
Source: RefSeq, a predicted model, not a curated record